AUCGAAUUGGUCUCUAUGACACAGAUAAAUAAUGAAUCUCUGCUGAAGCGUAGGCGAGCAUUCGAAAUGAGUCGAGCCGUCGUGCUAUCGUGUGCUCUGCUCGUGUUUGCAGUGGCUUCGACCAGUGCCGAAGAUGGCGAUCUGGAUUCCCUCAUCAACAGUUUAUUUAUCUCAUCGCCGGGCACCGUCAUCGCCUCAAGUACGUCUGCACCACGACCAACGUCUCCUCCAAUAGGAUCUCAGGCUGCUUGCGAACGUGGGCAACGAUGUGUUCAGAGGUAUCUCUGCACCAAUGAUUCAACUAGUGGAGCCGGUUUAAUUGAUAUUCGCUUCGAUGGUGACAACCCUUGUGUGAAUUACUUAGCAGGGUGCUGCUAUGAAGAAGAUAUCAUCAGUGAAUUACCUACCGUACCGGUUUUGGAUAAUCCAACUUGUGGAAAGCGCAACCCUGAUGGGAUAGGAUUCCGAAUUGUAGGAGGCAAAGAUGAAUCCGAAUACGGAGAGUUCCCUUGGAUGAUUGCAGUAUUAAAACAGGAACAAGCUUUAGAUCAGGUUGUAAAUGUAUACCUGUGUGGUGGAUCAUUGAUACAUCCUAGCGUUGUUCUAACGGCAUCCCAUUGUGUUCAAAAUAAGUCACCUGUUCAGCUGAAAAUUCGAGCCGGAGAAUGGGACACUCAAACCAAAAAUGAAGUCUACCCCGCAUCAGAUCGCCAAGUAGUUGAGAUCGUAACGCAUCCAGAUUAUUACAAAGGAGGACUGUACAACGAUGUGGCCUUAAUAUUCUUGGACUCUCCCCUAAAACUAGAUGAUGGAAUUCAAACAGUGUGCUUACCUCCACCGAAUGCAAAGUUUGACCAUCAGCGAUGUUUUGUGUCUGGGUGGGGAAAGGACGUAUUUGGCAAGGCUGGAACAUACCAGGCAAUUUUGAAAAAGGUUGAGCUGCCAGUGGUGCCCAACUCUCAGUGCCAGACUUCUCUGAGAUCGACUCGUCUGGGACCGAAGUUCGUGUUGCACAACAGCUUUAUGUGCGCCGGAGGGGAGGUAGGCAAAGAUGCAUGCAAAGGUGAUGGAGGGUCUCCACUGGUGUGUCCCAUACAAGGAUCUACGCAGAGCUAUCACCAAACCGGCAUUGUAUCGUGGGGUAUUGGAUGCGGUGAAGCAACUCCUGGAGUGUAUGCCGAUGUGUCCCAUUUCCGAACCUGGAUUGAUCAACAAAUGCAAAGCCGUCAUUUCGAUGCCAGCAGCUACACGCUGUCGUAAAA
Aedes aegypti (yellow fever mosquito) is the source of this 1262-nucleotide messenger RNA. Its product is annotated as tryptase. Lineage: Eukaryota; Metazoa; Arthropoda; Insecta; Diptera; Culicidae. Gene Ontology annotation, molecular function: serine-type endopeptidase activity. Bases 16 to 1260 code for a protein of 414 amino acids. The record is from RefSeq and is a predicted model, not a curated record. The transcript is spliced from 5 exons. Gene Ontology annotation, biological process: proteolysis.